Molecule: messenger RNA, 1166 nt
Organism: Vicia villosa (hairy vetch)
Lineage: Eukaryota; Viridiplantae; Streptophyta; Magnoliopsida; Fabales; Fabaceae
Product: ethylene-responsive transcription factor ERF096-like
Exons: 1
Coding region: 96-662 (188 amino acids)
Biological process (GO): regulation of DNA-templated transcription
Molecular function (GO): DNA binding; DNA-binding transcription factor activity
Source: RefSeq, a predicted model, not a curated record
GUUAUUAAUUACUUCAUUCACCAACCUCAGUAUUACAUAAGCCUUUAAUUUGUUAAUAAUCAAACAGUCUUCAACUUUUCAUAACCUAACCCUUCAUGGAAAACUCAAAAUUUCCACAUCAAACUCACACCACCACCAACAACAAAAUUUCCUUAAUCCCUCAUGAAAUAGAUAAAUCCAACACUAACAAAAUUCCAAAAACCUCAAACAAAAGUCAUCACAAAAAGUACCUAGGAGUAAGACAAAGACCCUCAGGAAGAUGGAUAGCUGAGAUAAAAGACUCAUCACAGAAACUAAGACUAUGGUUAGGAACUUUUGACACACCAGAAGAUGCUGCCAUGUCUUAUGACUCAGCUGCAAGGCUUCUUAGAGGAAGAAAUGCCAAGACUAAUUUUCCAAAUACUCGGGAACAAGAUUUCGCCAUUUUGGGAAAGAAUCCUAGAGCUCUUCAACUUCUUAAGCAUGCAAUGAUGAAAAACCAUGCAGUUUCUUCAUCUACUUCUGUUUAUUCUACUGUCAUGAUGCCGUGGAAGAAUGACGCGGUUGUCGAGGAAACUAUAGUUUGUUCUAUUGCUGAUGAUGAAGGUUCUAGUGGAUUUUCAUUUGGAAGUUCUAAGGUUUAUUCUUCUGUUGUUGUUGCUCCUUCUUUUAGUGCUUCUUAAUUCUCAUUAUUGCUAAUUAAUUAGUGUUAAGUGAGCCCUUAAGCCAGUUUGUCUUAAUUAUUCUUUCUUCUUUAUUUUGUUAAUUCAAGUUAUUAAUUUUUUUAUGUUGAUUGUAUAUCUCAUGUGUUGGGUUGGAUAGAAAAGGAUGGAGUAUAAAACAAAAUAAAAUAGGAACUCAUUCAUCUAUCAUGUUAGAACGUUAUCUCAAUCUUAAUCCUAUUAUAACUUUCACAACCAUGUAAACUUUUAUAAAUAAAUCACAGAUUCAUAAAUAUGUAAUAGAUUGAGUCGUUAAGCCCAUCAAUAUUAAUGAUAAUGAUACAGUGAAUGAGAGGUUGAAGGAGUUCCACUUGACGCGUCUCUCAAUUAUAGUUAUGUGAUGGGGCUUGCUGAAACAAUUGGCGAAGGUUUUUCAUGUUGCGAGUAAAACAAUUUAUGAGGACGGCUUCAUGGAUUAUGUAACCUAUAUCAUAGAUUACUUGACAAAUGAUGAUAAACUGAGAG